AUGGAAGCAUUGUUAGCAAUCCAAGGAAAGGAUUUUAUACUUACUGCAUCUUCCGGAUCGGCAGUACGAGGAAUUACUGUUCUUAAGUCCGGAGAUGAUAAGAGCGAACAGUUGAAUAGCCAUAACUUGAUGUUAUACUGUGGUGAAGCCGGAGACACUUCGAACUUUGCAGAGUACAUUUCAGCAAAUAUUAAUCUGUAUACUUUACGAAAUAAUUUAAUUUUGAGUCCUGAAGCCACAGCAUCUUUCACUAGAAAACAACUCGCUACUUCUCUUCGUUCACGCAAGCCAUACAUGGUAAAUCUUUUAUUAGCUGGAUACGACACUGAAAAAGAAGUCCCCCAGCUUUAUUGGAUUGAUUACUUGGCGACUUGCGUUCGUGUUCCUUAUGCAUGCCAGGGAUACAGUUCUUUCUAUUGUUUGUCUUUGUUUGACCGUUACUACAAGCCAGAUCUUUCGCUUGAUGAUGCCAUUCACAUUAUGAAGUUAUGUUUUGAUGAACUGCAAAAACGUAUGCCUAUUGACUAUAAGGGAUUUAUCUGUAAAGUUGUUGGCAAGGAUGGUAUUCGCGAAAUUUCCCUUUAA
Schizosaccharomyces osmophilus is the source of this 585-nucleotide messenger RNA. RefSeq names its product 20S proteasome complex subunit beta 4 Pre1 (gene pre1). The transcript has a single exon. Gene Ontology annotation, biological process: proteasomal protein catabolic process. The record is from RefSeq and is a predicted model, not a curated record. Lineage: Eukaryota; Fungi; Ascomycota; Schizosaccharomycetes; Schizosaccharomycetales; Schizosaccharomycetaceae. The coding region runs from base 1 to 585 and encodes 194 amino acids. Gene Ontology annotation, cellular component: nucleus; proteasome core complex, beta-subunit complex; cytosol. Gene Ontology annotation, molecular function: peptidase activity.